UUAAAAAACCAAAAACCUUGUGUUAUCGAAGUGAAAACUGUGAUUAUAAUAAAGUGACUGUAAGAAUCUAAUAAUCACUUUAAAAAAAUUAAAAAACCAAAAUGGCACAACCUAUAAUGGAACAAUGUCUACUAACACUGACUGAAAUUCUAAACAGUCAGAAUAAUGCAGUGCGGAACAUAAGAGUUACAAUAGAAAAACGUUUAAAAUAUGUAGAGAACUUUACGGGAAAGCAAGGCACGUUACCUUCUUUUAUCGCGACGAUAGACCAAAUUAUAGAAGAAUUUGGACCGGUAAAUAUUAACGAAGUGUUUGCUGUUGUCUACAAUGAGAAAAUCGGAGGAAUCGCAAAGAACUUCCUAGCAAUUGAAGCACCAGCAUCGUGGGAGGAAUGCAAGCAAAAACUGAAGAUACACUUCCGGCCAACCAAAGACGAAGCAACAAUCCUGAGAAGCAUUAAUAGUAUAAAGGUAAUAAUGCUCCUAGUACUAUUAGUAACACAAACAACACACGGCAUUCUUCAAACAACACUAAUUAAUGAACAAACAGGUUAUUUAAAAAUAAAAAUUAAAGAUCUAGAAAUUACUAACCAAACAAAUACAAUUCUACAUAUUAUAGACCCAGAAGAAAUUCUGAACACAAUAACACUCAUACAAACUAACAUUAAACACUUACAGAUCGAAAACAAAGAUAUGAUAUUUAAAGAAAUAGAAACAAUUAUAGCAAAAAUUAAGUCGAUUACACCUAAAGAACAGAGAAGAUUUAGAAGAGGUUUAAUAAACGUAGUCGGAAACGUAGAAAGAUGGCUCUUCGGAACCAUGGAUAAUGAAGAUAGGGAACAAAUUUGGAACUAUUUAAGAAUAUCAGAAGAAAACAGCCAUAAUGCCAUUGAUGAGAAUUCUUACUCAAACCGAGGAGGAGUUACAUAUGAUAUAGCAGCAACUACAAUGCAACCGAUAAGUGCAGCGUCGGCAAUGAAGGGUCAACAGCACGAUCAACCAAAAAGUGCAGCAUCGGCUAAUAACGGUCAACAGCACUUCCAACCAAUAAGUGCGGCAUCAGCAAUAAAGGGUCAACAGCUCAAUCACCCACUAAAUGCAAUGUCAGCAUUAAAAGAAUAUAAAAGCAAAGUCAUAACCGAUCAGCGGAGCCCAAUAAUACGUAUGUAA
Messenger RNA from Eupeodes corollae, 1169 nucleotides. RefSeq lists its product as uncharacterized. Bases 102 to 1169 code for a protein of 355 amino acids. The record is from RefSeq and is a predicted model, not a curated record. The transcript has 3 exons. NCBI's taxonomy places the organism in Eukaryota, Metazoa, Arthropoda, Insecta, Diptera, Syrphidae.